Gordionus sp. m RMFG-2023 is the source of this 1608-nucleotide messenger RNA. Its product is annotated as DNA ligase 1-like. The record is from RefSeq and is a predicted model, not a curated record. Lineage: Eukaryota; Metazoa; Nematomorpha; Gordioida; Chordodea; Parachordodidae. The transcript has 8 exons. The coding region runs from base 1 to 1608 and encodes 535 amino acids.
AUGGUGCCCCCGAUUUACACGGAGUCGGUCAUUAUACACAGAGGAAACUUUCCGCCUAUCAGCAAACCUUAUUUUGCCACGUCUAAGCGUUCCUGCGAUGGAUGCAAAGAAGGAAUGGUCUGUAUUUCGAGAGAUCCAUAUAAAGGGAUUUUACUAGAGAAAUGCGGAAAGAUAUGCAAAGAUAAAUCGGAGAACAAUUGUAAAACUAUGGGUCAAUCUAUCGGGGAAAAAAGCUAUGCUACUAAAAGCUUAGAAACAGGCCGCAUCUUGUCGUUAGAAGGUAAACCGAAGAAGGGGAACGAAGAGAAGGAGAAAAAGAAGAAAGAGAUGACGAAGAAAGAAAAAAUGGAGAAGAAGGAGGAAAAGGGUGAGCAAAGGAAGAAGGAAAGGAAUGAGAAAAACAAGAAGGAGGAAAAAAAAGAGAAAGAUAGGGUAGAAAAAAAGAAGGAGGAAAAGAAGGAGCCAAAGAAGGAACAAGAGUAUGAGAAAAAGAAGGAGCAAAAGAAGGUAGAACAAAAGAAGGAAGAAAAGAAAGAGGACAAGGAGGAAAAGAAUGAGAAAAACAAGAAGGAGGAGGAAAAGAAGGAGGGAAAGAAAGAGAAAAAUAGGGUGAAAGAAAAGAAGGAGCAAAAGAAAGUGGAAAAAAAGGAGGAAAAAAAGAAAGAAAAGAAGGAAGAAAAAAAGGAAGAAAAAAAGGAAGAAAAAAAGGAAGAAAAAAAAGAAGAAAAAAAGGAAGAAAAAAAGGAAGAAAAAAAGGAAGAAAAAAAGGAAGAAAAGAAGGAGGAAAAGAAGGAGAAAAAGAAUGAGAAAAACAAGAAGGAGGAGAAGGAGGAGGAAAAGAAAGAGAAAAAUAGGGUGGAAGAAAAGAAGGAGCAAAAGAAGGAAGAAAAGGAGCAAAAGAAGGAGGAAAAAAAGAAAAAUAAGAAUGAAGAAAAUAAGGAGGAAAAGAGUGAGGAAAGGAAUGAGGAAGAGAAGAAAAAGGAGGAAAAGAAGCAAAAAAAGAAGGAGGAAAAGAAUGAAAAAAAGAUAGUAGAAAUGAAUGAGACAAAGAAGGUGGAAAAAAAGAAGGGGCGAAAAAUUGACAAUAAGAAUGAGAAAAAGAAGGAUAAAAAGAAGAAAGAGAAAAAGAAGAGAAAACAUAAAUCAUGCGGAAAUAAUAUUACAUGUAUCUUCGCCUCUGGAACAACAAAAAUCGAAAUAGUAAUAAAUUCCUGGAUCGUUAAAAGAAAGAAAGAAAGAAAGAAAGAAAGAAAGAAAGAAAGAAAGAAAGAAAGAAAGAAAGAAAGAAAGAAAGAAAGAAAGAAAGAAAGAAAGAAAGAAAGAAAGAAAGAAAGAAAGAAAGAAAGAAAGAAAGAAAGAAAGAAAGAAAGAAAGAAAGAAAGAAAGAAAGAAAGAAAGAAAGAAAGAAAGAAAGAAAGAAAGAAAGAAAGAAAGAAAGAAAGAAAGGAAAAAGAAAAAAAUUCUAAUGACCUUAUAGUCUACAUAAAAAUUAAGACAACCAUAAAAAUUACUUGGAUCCUUAUAGGUUUUAAUUAUUUCCUUCCUUUUGGUUGUGGAUACGAAAUGAAAGCAUUGAGUAAAAAUCCCGGUGAUCAUAUAGCUAGCUAG